Sphaeroforma arctica JP610 is the source of this 1037-nucleotide messenger RNA. RefSeq lists its product as hypothetical. The transcript has 7 exons. The coding region runs from base 89 to 940 and encodes 283 amino acids. NCBI's taxonomy places the organism in Eukaryota, Ichthyosporea, Ichthyophonida. The record is from RefSeq and is a predicted model, not a curated record. Gene Ontology annotation, biological process: protein polyubiquitination; ubiquitin-dependent protein catabolic process. Gene Ontology annotation, molecular function: ubiquitin protein ligase activity.
UGUGUCAACAGCCGACAAUCGGCUGUAUCCAUCAGUGCUCUCGGCCGUACUGACAGAGCACUUGCAUCUGUUCUAUUUUGUGGGGAGAAUGUUGGGCAAGGCCGUGUAUGAGGGUGUGAUAGAAGACGUUCUGUUGGCUCACUUUUUCCUGAACAAAAUCCUGGGUAGAUACAACUUCCGCAACGAGCUACCCUCGCUCGAUGCCGAGCUAGACAAGAGUCUGAGAUUUGUGAAAUCGUACAAAGGGGAUCUGGACGACCUCUGCCUCACAUUCUCAUCGGAUGAGGAUGUGUUUGGCGAAACUAUCACGACAGAUUUGGUGCCUGGGGGCAGUGCUAUGGCCGUCACCAACGACAACGUUAUCAUGUACAUAUACCUCAUGGCCGAUCACCGCAUGAACAAAGCCAUUGAGCAGCAAUCGAAGGCAUUUGUGAAGGGCUUCACGGAGGUCAUACACCGCAACUGGCUCCGGCUGUUCAGCGCAACAGAUAUCCAGACCUUGAUCGCAGGUGAUGGAGCAGGAGGGGUGGAUAUCAACAACUUAAUGGAGCACACACAGUACGGCGGGGGUUACAGCUCGGGUCAUCGUACCGUAAGGAAUCUCUGGAGUGUUGUUAAGGACGAUUUGACUCCGGAUCAGCAGAGACUGUUCCUCAAGUUUGUGACCAGUUGUUCGAGGCCGCCAGCUUUGGGCUUUCAAACACUGCAACCGCAGUUUACGGUCAUCCUACAGCCCAACGAAGGCAACGACGCCAGGCAGACCCGCCCGACUCUUAACAUGUUAACCUUCGGUCUUGUCGGAACCAUGGACACGUCUCGCCUCCCGACGAGUUCCACGUGUUUCAACUGUCUGAAACUGCCGCCGUAUAAGACCCGAAGCAAUCUGAAGGACAGACUGCUCUAUGCGAUCUCGGCUAAGGCCGGCUUCGAGUUGGCCUAAGAGAUACGGAUAUGAAGCGGAGAUGGAUGUAAGAUACUGGUGGGCAUUUCGACAUAGUAUCUGCGCAUUGAGAUGAGUCAACAAUCCUGAAUCGUGC